AUGUCUGCAGCGAACGGCUCAGCCGUCCCUGGCGCAACGGUCACCGAUGCCAAAGGCAAGGGCAAAGCUGUUGAUCAAGUGCAGAGUCAGGACAUGUCGAUGGACGAAGACGAAGAUAGCUCAGAGGGCGAGGAGAGCGGGAAUGAACCUGUGAGUUUUAGAUUCUAUCCGACGUCAUCACCGCAGCAGCAGCGAAACCCAGCCCCAACCUCAGACAGAUACCGCACCGCAAAGCAAAUCACUAACACAAGCCGUGCAAUGUUUCUAGUAGAAGAAGAAGCCGAUGAAGACAACAUGGAAGAGAUCGACACAUCCAACAUCCUCGGUCGACGCACGCGAGGCAAGAAUAUCGAUUUCGCGGAGGCAGCGCAGAAGGCUGAGGAGGCGGGAGAUCCGCUGGAAGACGAUGAUGAGGACGAAGAUGAUGAUUUUGAUGAGGGAGAGCAGGGGGAUGGGGAUAAGAUGGAGGAAUGA
Molecule: messenger RNA, 474 nt
Organism: Endocarpon pusillum Z07020
Lineage: Eukaryota; Fungi; Ascomycota; Eurotiomycetes; Verrucariales; Verrucariaceae
Exons: 2
Coding region: 1-474 (157 amino acids)
Source: RefSeq, a predicted model, not a curated record